This is a messenger RNA of Seriola aureovittata, 1680 nucleotides long. RefSeq names its product programmed cell death 10a (gene pdcd10a). The record is from RefSeq and is a predicted model, not a curated record. The transcript has 8 exons. Gene Ontology annotation, biological process: regulation of Golgi organization; positive regulation of MAP kinase activity. Gene Ontology annotation, cellular component: Golgi apparatus; FAR/SIP/STRIPAK complex. The coding region runs from base 666 to 1298 and encodes 210 amino acids. NCBI's taxonomy places the organism in Eukaryota, Metazoa, Chordata, Actinopteri, Carangiformes, Carangidae. Gene Ontology annotation, molecular function: protein kinase binding.
AUUUUUUUUAUCCAACUGAAGACGUGUUUAUUUAGUAUGUUUUUUUAAAAGUGGGACACAGCUAAAUACUCGUACUUGGCUCCAUCAACAAAAGCGUCGCAAAGGUUAAAAAAAAAAAACAUUACCUGCACCUGUUUGGGAUUUGAAGUCUAUUCUGGUGGCCAUUACAAUUACAAAACAUUAAGGACGCUUUUUGAAAGAACUACAAGCAGCCACUCCGCUCUCAACACCGCCCACCCUGCCUCUCGACUACAGUUUUAUCAGGCAGAAAACUUCCUGAAUGAGAUACUAACCACAACAACAGGGGCAGAGUUGCCUGUAGGACAAAACGACGGAACCAUUUGUCGGUCGUUGUUGUUACAUAUUUUUUGUUACCGCUGUUUUAUCACCAGGCUCUACAGCUAGCGACAUAGCUCUCGUUAGCUAAAGACGGAGUUGAUCACCUGCUCUAAGCUGCUAAUCUCAUGUUAGCACGCUCCCUGUAGGUAUUGCUCACUUAUCCACCUCCUUGACAUCGGCACUCUGCCUUUCCUCGACUCACUGGCACCUGUCUCACCGCAGGUCCUUGUCUGCUCCCAUUCUGUCAGUCUCUGUGAGUGAUUGAAUGCGGCGAGACUGGCAUCAGUAGACAAGCACACACACAGAGGGCCAUUGAUUGGUCAAGGAUGACCAUGGAUGACAUGAAGAAUGAAGCCGACACCACCUCACUAGUCUCCAUGGCUCUCUACACUGUGAUGUAUCCCGUCUUUAACCAGUUGGAGCAAGUCAACUUAUCAGCAGCGCAGACCUUGAGAGCAGCUUUUAUAAAGGCAGAGAAGGAGAACCCAGGCCUGACCCAGGACAUUGUUGUCAAAAUACUGGAGAAGAAGAACUUAAAAAUCAACUAUAGUGAGUCUCUACUUCGCAUGGCUGCGGACGAUGUGCAAGAGUUCAUGAUUGAUAGACGAGAGCCAGAGUUCCAGGAGCUGAACGAGAGGGCCCGAGCUCUGAGACACAUCCUCAGCACCAUACCAGAUGAGAUCAAUGACAGAGUAGGCUUCCUACAGACCAUCAAAGACAUUGCCAGUGCCAUAAAGGAGCUGCUAGACACAGUUAAUACUGUCUUCAGGAAAUACCAGUAUCAGAACAGACGGGCAUUGGAACAGCAGAAGAAAGAGUUUGUGAAAUACUCCAAGAGCUUCAGCGACACUCUCAAAACAUACUUCAAAGACGGAAAAGUGAUAAACGUGUUUGUCAGCGCCAACCGGCUCAUCCACCAAACCAACAUGAUACUGCAGGCCUUCAAGACGGUGGUGUAGCAGCCUGAGAAGACAUACACACCGACAGACAUUUUUAUUUGAGAAAAGGUGAUAUGAGGCUGUGUAAUUUGUAAAGACAUUGUAUUAUUUUGGGCUGUAUAAUUUAUAAUUCUGUAGCUUUGAGGGUAGAUCAGGUAGUUUAAGGUUCAAAGCAAAUCAGGUUGACAGUAAUUGCCAGGGAUUUUUAACUCUCUUUUAUGUUGUUCUUUUAUCAGAUUCUUAAGUCAAUAUUCCUCUAUAUAUUUCUCUCUCUGUUCAGUACUGUGUAGGACUAAAAAAGUAUAGGGGAAUGUGAUCAUUUUUCAUGUCCUCAAAAGUUUGGCAAUUGCAAAAGUCUUAAAAAGUUACAAUAAAAACAAGUGGCAUUCAGUUUCCAAACACA